Salvelinus sp. IW2-2015 is the source of this 2054-nucleotide messenger RNA. It is a transcript of the gene syt5b, whose product is annotated as synaptotagmin Vb. Gene Ontology annotation, cellular component: exocytic vesicle; plasma membrane. Gene Ontology annotation, molecular function: syntaxin binding; calcium-dependent phospholipid binding; calcium ion binding. The record is from RefSeq and is a predicted model, not a curated record. Gene Ontology annotation, biological process: cellular response to calcium ion; synaptic vesicle endocytosis; regulation of calcium ion-dependent exocytosis. Lineage: Eukaryota; Metazoa; Chordata; Actinopteri; Salmoniformes; Salmonidae.
GGAAGGAACGAUGGGUGUGUGAGGGUUCCCAAGGGCCAUUUUGACACAAAAGUGGUUUAUUCCAAAAUUGAUGAUAUAAAAGACAGAGGGGAAAAGGGGAAAAUAUUAACAGCUGGAAUGAGGAUGGCCAGUGUGCAGUUCCGGGCCCGUCGGGCUGCGGAGCCGGCAGAACCAGAACCUGAACAUGAAAAAGAGCCAGAACAAGUAGAGGAGCCAGCUGCCCACGUCCCUCCAGCACACCACCCCGGCCACCACAACUAUGACCACAUGAAGAACAAGUUCAUGAAUGAGAUUGGCCAUCUGCCACUCCCUAUGUGGGCAGUUGGGGCCAUCGUCGUAGUGGUGCUGGUGCUGGUAGGAUGCUGCACCUUCUGCCUCUUCAAAAAAUGCUUUGGGAAAAAGAAAAAAACAAAGAAAGUGAGGGAGAGGAAGGCUGGCCGCCGGAGGAAGGCAGACAACGAAGGGGGAGGAGAGGGUGGCGAUAAGGAAGAAGGGGAUAAGAAAGAAGGGGAAGGAGAGGAGAAGGAGCAGGAGAAGCUGGGAAAACUGGAGUUCUCCUUGGACUACAACUUCACAGAUGCCCAGCUUAUAGUGGGUAUCCUCCAGGCUCAGGAUCUGGCUGCCAUGGAUAUGGGGGGUACCUCAGACCCCUAUGUAAAAGUCUACCUGCUCCCAGACAAAAAGAAGAAGCAUGAAACUAAGGUCCAGCGCAAGAACCUGUGUCCGGUUUUCAACGAGACCUUCAUCUUCAAGAUCCCGUACACGGAGUUGGGAGGGAAGAUCCUCGUGUUGCAGGUCUUCGACUUUGACCGUUUCUCCAAGCAUGAUGUGAUUGGGGAGAUAAAGAUCCCCAUGAACAGUGUGGAUCUGGGACAACCAAUGCAAUGUUGGAGGGACCUGGAGAACAGUGAAAAAGAAGAGGCAGAGAAACUGGGUGAUGUCUGCAUCUCCUUGCGCUACGUACCUACUGCUGGCAAACUCACUAUCAACAUCAUGGAGGCCAAGAACCUAAAGAAGAUGGAUGUUGGUGGCUUAUCAGAUCCAUUUGUGAAGAUUGUUCUGCAGCACAAUGGGAAACGGAUCAAGAAGAAGAAGACAACUGUCAAGAAGAACACACUCAACCCUUACUUCAAUGAGAGCUUCAGCUUUGAGAUUCCCUUCGAGCAGAUUCAGAAAGUGCAGGUCGUCAUAACAGUGUAUGACUACGACAAGCUUGGGAGCAACGAUGCAAUCGGCAAGACCUUCAUGGGUUACGGUGCCACAGGAGUGGGUCUCAAACAUUGGUCCGAAAUGUUGGCCAAUCCCAGACGUCCAGUUGCCCAAUGGCAUGUCCUCUGCCCAGAGGAGGAGGUGGAUGCAGCUCUGAAGGUCCCACCUCGUUAAUAAUCCCUCGACAUCCUUGGAUCAUUAAUGUUAUCCACAAGGAAAUCAAAACAUUUUUGAUAUGUCUUGUCAGUGUUAUUAAGACCUCUUUGUAUGUUUGCCUCUGUCUGUUUUUCUGUCACCUCUUUUUGGCGUACUUUUUUUGUUAAGUGUGUGUGUGUUUGUACGCGUGGGUUUGUACGUGUGUGUGCAUGUGCACGCAUGGCAGCAUGAGCGUUCAUGUGUUUGUGUCUCUGACGCCAUUGGAUGUUUUUAAAAUGACCUGCAUUUGUCUCAAUGUUCAGGAAUGAUUAUAGCCCCUACUAUGUUAUUUAGUUGUUUUAUAAAACAUCCCUCUGUUGGUUUCUAAAUGUAGGCCUAGAUGUAAAAAAAUAUAUAAUAAUAAUAAUUAAAAUAUGCACCCUUGUUAUAUGGCCUUAUAGGCUACAGACAAUCAGAUGAAGGAAUUCAAUUGGUUUUUGACUCAUUGAUAAUGAUUUUGUGAACUGUCAUGUAGGCCUACGUUAAAAACAUAAUUAGUGGCAGUGGUUAUAGUUAGAAUUAAGAUUGCAUUAUGUUUUGCUUGUUGGUCGUAAGAUACUUCAACUAUACUGAACCGAAAUAUAAACGCAACAUGUAAAAUGUUGGUCCCAUGUUUCAUAUGCUGAAAUAAAAGAUCCCAGAAAUUUUCC